AUGGCAAAUACUCAAUCGGGAAUUGGGCGUCUAGAGGCGAUCUGUUCUCUGCCUGUGGUGACUACCCCGGUGGUGUCUCAGUUGCCGGAUCAGCCGGCCUUGGACCCGGUGAAAACUUUGCUGGAACAUCUGGUGGCGAAUAUGGCUAGGUUUGAAGUUCGAAUGGAUGACUUCGAACGUCGUUCUUCGUCGUCGCGACAGGCCUCCAGGCCCGAUCCAGAUCCACCAUACUCUGGUGUCACCACCACACCGGUUGCGGCCACGAUGCCCUCGUUGCCACCCUCGUCGGCGAUUAGUAUCGCGACUCCAGCUCUACCGCUUGCAGCGAGCGCCCCGUUCCUAGGAUUUCAUGAGGGUUUCCGCCCUAACCCUACUGGGCCACCAGGCUUUGGGCGUCUUUCAUCGGCCCAGCGAUUCUCCAUGCCGGAACAACACUCGUCAUGGGACAUACCGGCCGCGACUAGACCAGCCACGACGUGGGACGCGUGGGGACAACGUCCGUUUCUGGAGCAGCAAUUUCAGAAUCCGGGGUCCGCAUGGGAUCUGCCGGGAUCGCGUCAGUGGGGCGGCUCGCAUGGGUCGGAUAAACCAGGCGGUUUAACGAUGAAGCCGCCGCGUUUUGAUGGAUCAAACGUGGUCAGUUGGAUCUCUAGAGUCCAAUUUUAUUUUGAUCAUUGUAGGCUGCCAGAGGAUCAUCGCUUACACUACGCGGUUAUGUUGUUUGAACCACCGGUUGCUGAAUGGGUUUUCAACUAUCGGGAGGGUAACCCGUCGGCCCGUUGGUCGGAGUUUUUGGAGGAUGUUCGUCGACGUUUUGACCCUAAAUGCUUUGUUGACUAUUUCGGGGUUCUUGCUAAAUUAUGCCAGACGGGAUCGUUGGAGGAAUAUAACAGUGAGUUUGACGGUAUGCUGAACAGAGUUCGGGGGGUGCCAGACGGUAGAUUGGUGACUUUGUAUGUGGAGGGAUUACAACAACCGGUUCGCAAUCAAGUUAAAUUUCAGUACCCUCCGUCGGUGGCUGCGGCAAUGGCUUUGGCCGUAGAGUUUGAUGCUGCAAUCGACAAGCAGCCGCCUAAACAGUCCUUCCAGCGCAGAGCUUGGCAACCCCGGGAGAACGCACAACAUCCAUCUUCCUUGACCAUCACACCGUCGGGGUCAGCGACGGGACCGCAGCAACAGCGUGAGGGGCAGCCAACAGGGAAGAGUGCUGACUUUGCAGGCUUACCAGUGGUCCGGAUAUCGGCUGCCGAGAGAGCCGAGCGUACACGAAAAGGGUUGUGCUGGUAUUGUCCAGAUAAGUGGGUCCCCGGGCACGUGUGUAGGGGGAAAUUCUUGGUUUAUAUGGGCAUGGACGACGAGGGAUCGGAGCUCGUGGAGACAGAGCAGGCGGCGGAGGAGGUCAUCACAGCGGAUCUGUCCCACAUUUACGCGCUAGGAAGGGGACCGCAUGCGGCCUCAAUGGAGUUGCAGGGUCAGAUCGGACAGGAACAGGUGACGAUUUUGGUCGAUACGGGCAGCUCCCAUGACUUUUUACACCCGCGAAUUGCGGAGAGGCUGAAAUUGCCGCUGACUGCAGUACGUCCAUUCCGGGUCUACGUAGGUAAUGUGGCGUCGUUGGUUUGUUCUUUUGCUAGCGUGGCAACAGAGCUGUGGAUUCAACAGGAGAAAUUUAUUGUCACUUUGCAUAUUCUACCUGUACAUGGGUUGGAUGUUGUGUUGGGAUUAUCUUGGUUACACUCCCUCCGGCGGGUGACCAACGAUUUUGUCAAGGGCACGAUCGAGUUCUUACGGGAUGAUGCCCCUGUAUGUCUGCGGGUGGCGCCCUCCGUGCCUCGGGAGGUUUCCCCCAGUGCCGCUGCCUCGUUGCUCCGUCUGAGGGGAGAGGCUCAUGUGUUUGAAUUACUACAGUUAGCGUCUGACUUGGAUCAGCCCGAGGGCGAGAUGUUUUUCCCGGCUGAUUUGCCAGAAUCGGUGGUCGGAGUUCUGGACCGCCAUCGCAAGGUCUUCCAGUUGCCGUCCGGCAUGCCACCGGCUCGACCAUUUGACCAUAGGAUUCACCUAUUGCCCAACUCUAAACCAAUUAAUGUCCGACCAUACAGGUAUCCUUACUUUCAGAAGACAGAAAUAGAGCGGCAAGUGAAGGAGAUGCUAGAUGCGGGGAUCAUCAGGAGAAGCCAGAGCCCCUUCUCGUCACCUGUGCUACUGAUCCGGAAGAAAGAUGGGUCUUUCCGCUUCUGUAUCGACUACAGGGCUUUGAAUUCAGCGACUGUGCCAGACCAUUUCCCCAUCCCGACGACGGAUGAGCUGUUUGAUGAACUCGGGGCAGCCCGGGUGUUCACGAAGCUAGAUCUCCGUGCAGGUUAUCACCAGAUACGGAUGCAUUCUGAGGAUGUGUUCAAAACGGCAUUCAGGACGCAUGACGGCCAUUUUGAAUUUUUGGUAAUGCCGUUCGGUCUGACGAAUGCACCGUCGACAUUUCAGGCGGCAAUGAAUGAUAUAUUUAGACCUCUUCUUCGCCAAUCAGUCAUUGUUUUCUUUGAUGACAUUUUAAUUUACAGCCCGACAUUGGAGAGCCACACCGAGCACUUGCAGGAGGUGCUUUCUAUCCUAGCAUCACAUAGCUUCUUUGUGAAAUUAUCGAAGUGCACAUUUUGUUGCUCUACGGUGGAUUACUUAGGCCAUUUGAUCGAGGCGGGGCAGUUGAAGGCCGACCCGAGUAAGAUAGAGGCGAUGGUGGCUUGGCCAAAGCCUACAACAGUCAAGCAGUUAAGUGGUUUUUUGGGACUGACGGGUUAUUACAGGCGGUUUAUUGCAGGUUAUGCUUCCAUUGCAGCAACUCUAUGUGCGGAAGUUAAUGGGGUACAAGUUCCGCAUUGA
This is a messenger RNA of Salvia splendens (bonfire salvia), 2877 nucleotides long. RefSeq lists its product as uncharacterized. Bases 1 to 2877 code for a protein of 958 amino acids. The record is from RefSeq and is a predicted model, not a curated record. Lineage: Eukaryota; Viridiplantae; Streptophyta; Magnoliopsida; Lamiales; Lamiaceae. The transcript has a single exon.